UACAGUAUAUCCCCACUUUAUUUCUAAUUCUGUGAUAAACACUUUACUUGUCCGGAAUACAGAUUGAGAAAGCGUGAUGGCGACAGAAACUUACAUUCACGCAACAGAUCAUGCAUGGACUUUUCAAUUUCCCCUGCGACCUCCUAUGACCUAUAUAUACACACAUAUAAACGUUAAGAACUUAUACAUAAUCCAUGUUGUGAAUUUAAUACAAUAGUUAUUUAAACCCCUUUCGCCAUUUUAGUAAGAUACUUUGAGUGCCUCGCUCUCUAUCCUGCCUUUGAACUGUACCAUAUGUGUAGCCUCUGAGGGAAAUAACACUGGAAGUUAAUGAAAAUUGGUUGCAUCUAUGCGUGUACAGUCAUUCGAACGUACCUCACUUUUGUACUUUGCCUAAAGCACUCUAUUUUGUACAAUGCGGCGUCUAUUGCCCAACCGUUUAAUGGUGAAGGCCCGCAGGGACUAGCAAUCGACUACGAUUUGCGAUAUAUUAAAGUGCAAUAAAGCAGCUGCUUUAAAUAAAAUCAAUUAUCUUCCCAUCUGACAAGACGUCGCCUUGUUCCGGCCGCUGUUUACAGUCUCCUACAGCCCAUGCGAUAGGACGAGCGAGCUCCUUCUCCAGCAGAAUGGAGAAACUUCAAAGUCAGGCGGCCGGACUCAUACCGCCACCUUGGUGACAGAAGCUAUAAUCACUGGUCUGGGAGACACCGGACCGCGCUGUGUAAGCAUGGGAGAGCGAAGCCUCGGCUCUGCGAGCGAUCGCUUUCGGAUUGAAUGGUCCAAACCCAAGAUUAGCAAACUUCGUCGGAGGUGGCCUGCCAAGACUUCUAUUUAAUUUUCUUUAGAGAGGGUUUCAUUAUUUCAGUUAGUGCGGGGUGGGGCUGAUUUCCUCGUUAGGUACCAUUCAAUUCCUUAUUUAAUAGCUAUUUCAUUCUGCGCCGUAUCCCAGCGUAUUCUACAGCUGAAGCCCUUUCUUUGCAAUCCACUUGGGAAACCUUGGAUAGCUGACGGGGUUUAGAUUUAGGCAGGUUGUUGGGGGGGGGGGGGAUAUGGUUGGUGGCGACUAUCGGCUCCCCUCUAACAUCCAACCCACUCUGCUUCUGAGCUGCCCAUCGCGGCUCUGCGCAAUUUCAAGGCGAAGAUCCGCCCCCACACCCCUCUUUGAUUGGGCAACAGAUUCAACCUGCCUUCGCAUUGGGACAGAGCCGGUGCCGGAGCGGAGUGGUUCAUUGGCUGUGCCGGCUGCCUGUCACGCGUGGAAACCCUGCCUGCUGGAGAAGUUUUGCUACAUUUGUACACAUGUGGCGGAAAGUGGGGAUGAAUCAAAGCGGGGAAAGCGAUGCGCCGUGACAGCGCGCAGAGUGAGCACGGUGGAAAAUGCACCAGAGAGUGGCGAGCGGCUGAAGAUCGGAGCCGCGAAACUAAGAGGAUAUAAAAAGAAUCGGGGCACCUAUUUUAUUGACAGUAUCAAACAUAUUAAAUGAUCGGAUACAUCUAUAUUCACACACAUACAUGCACACAUCAAUAAAAUAUUUGUUCAAAGCUGAUACAUGACUAGAUUGGAGUAUGUCAGCUUAGCAUGGUAUUUUCCUGCGCCGGGGACUACUACACGUUAUGGCAUUUCUCACAGUGUUUUUGGACGUUCUUCCCACGACGGUCUGCCGGAAAAUUGUGGUCAUCCUCUGCUCGUUGAUGAUGUCCUUGUACUUCUUGUAUUAUCUGACGGAUCUCUGUCACACCAUGUCCAGCCCCGUCCGUGGCUCGGAGGAAAACUACCUGGCCGGAGACUUUGGCGAGUGGCAGGCGCUUCGCAGGAAGAGGUUGCUGCAGAAGCUUCAGUUACAGGGUUAUUUGAACGGCGAGCUCCCUGAAAAGUACCUCAGGGAACUGAGGCUGCAGUUCCAGCCCGUGAACGUGAAGCAGCAGGAGAGGAUCGGCAGGUCGCUGGCGGGGAAUCCGCCCAGCACCCUGAGCUUCAGCGAGGACGGGGUGAGGAAGCUCCCGCAGGCGAUCAUCAUCGGGGUGAAGAAGGGAGGCACCCGAGCUCUGCUUGAAUUUGUCCGGGUCCACCCCGACAUCAGGGCCGUGGGGGAAGAGCCGCAUUUCUUCGACAGACACUACGAUAAGGGACUCCGCUGGUACAGAAACUUGAUGCCCAAAACUCUGGAUGGACAAGUCACAAUGGAGAAAACGCCCAGUUAUUUUGUCACUAAGGAAGCAGCUGCCCGAAUCUAUGCAAUGUCCAAGGAUGCCAAACUCAUACUGGUAGUUCGGGAUCCAGUCACUAGAGCUAUAUCUGACUACACACAGGCUCUCUCGAAGAAACCCAACAUACCCAGUUUUGAGAGCUUAGUCUUCAAAAACAGGACUUCAGGUUUGAUUGACACUUCCUGGAAUGCGAUCCAGAUUGGCAUCUAUGCCAAGCACCUGGAGAACUGGCUUCUGUAUUUCCCUAUGGGACAAAUCCUGUUUGUGAGUGGAGAGAGACUAAUUAAUGACCCAGCCGGGGAGCUAGGCAAAGUACAAGACUUCCUGGGUCUCAAAAGAAUCAUUACAGAUAAACACUUUUACUUCAACAAGACCAAGGGCUUUCUCUGCUUGAAGAAACCAGAGGGAAGCAGCAAGCCCCAUUGCCUAGGCAAAACGAAAGGAAGGACACAUCCCAAUAUUGACCCAGAGGUGGUUCGGAGGCUGAGAGACUUCUAUAGACCUUUCAACAUGAAAUUUUACCAAAUGACGGGACAGAACUUUGGCUGGGAUAACUGAAAUGUUAAAUAUGUAAGAUAUUCACAACAGGACUAUAAAUAUUAAAAUAAUGGCAACAGAAGAUAUUCUGAAUAAAUUUAAGCAGGAAUCUGUUGGAAGCAAGGAUGUCCUUAUGUUCAAAGAUACAUUUUUUCUGAGUUAUUUAUUUAAACCAAUAGCUACAUAUUAGACAAGAAUAUAGAAUGAGCAACCUAGAAUUUUGCAUUAGAGUUCAGUUUAACAGAAGUACUUAGACAUUUGUUAUCUCAAAACUACCAAAAUCUUUAGUGGAAAUUGUUAUUUUUACAGAAUUGCAAACUCUUUGUGUUACUUUAAUACUUUAUUCACAGAUUUCUUUACAUAAGGGUGCUACUUCUGUACUGGGUCAUUUCUUUUACCUCAUUUAUGAGUUUUUUUUAAAAAAAGCACACAUUUAAUAAAGUUUACGGGUAUUUAUAACUAUUAUUUGUAAUCAGCAGUCUCUACGUCCCUGUUAGGAUACUGUAUGUGAGGAGCUGAAAGAUUAUGCAUCAUUUAUUUAUUCGGUCUUUUUGAGUAAAUGCAAGGAAAAUUUAAUGAGUGUCAGCGGUAUUACAAAAUUAGUCUCUAUUAGAAAAAAAUAAAUAUAUUUGUUCAAUUUUCAGCAUAUAUAUAAGAACCAAAAUAUUUUUGGCUAAGUGAAUUGCUAACUCCUUCAAAGUGAAUUUCAUAUAUUUAUAUGAAUUGAGGGUUCAGAAUAAGAACAUCAGAUUAAAACUUACAUCAACGAAGCAAUGUAUUUGUAACACAGAAAACUAGGGGUAGGAAUUGUAUUCCAUUGUGUGUCUCAAGUCACAGCAAGUAACAGCUGUGCAGUGGACUCCAUUGAUGAAAUAAAACUCUAUUGUGGUCAGUGGAAACAAAUUUCAGAGGUUAGGCUGCCGCUGGGAUAUUGCUCAUUUAGUACAUGUGUCCGAUAAAUUAUUUCUAAACUAUGAUUUUAUUCAGCAGGAAAAUAAAACUGAUCAAUGUUUGUGGGAAUUUUUGUUGAACUUGUGGAAUUUCUGUUAUUCCCAAAUAAUCUGAAUUUUCAUAUCAGAUUUACCACCCAUCUAAACUGAUACUACCAUAAUUCAUCCCAGUAUUAUCAGCUCAGUUCUAGUUGCCCUUCUGACGUAACAGCAGAUUGACGUACUGUAGACUCCACAUCUGCAGGAAUGAAGAUAUAGAGUUCCCUGUAGUAUUAAGAAUGGAAGUAUAGAUUCAGGGGUAAGUGUCCUCUCAUUGGUCAUUCAUUUUCUCAGUACUAGACAUACUUUUCUCAUAAAGAUCGGAACAGAUUUAUAGAUGGUUUCAAUUCAUCAUUUGCUGUCAGAUAAAUGGUACCCAAAGUUUUAAAGGUCUAUGUGAAAUUUUAUAUGCAAAAAGAUCUGUAAACUUGCUAAUCUCAGAGCAAGAGAUAUAUUUGACAAAGGAGAUAGAGUAUUAUUUUCUAUGUAAUACAUAACAUGCUAAUUUCAGCAACACUUAAACCUGGCACAGCCAAUUGUGACACAGGUAUUUAGUACAAUAUCAAUUACACAGCAUAAUAAAGUUAAAUAUGAGUUGCUUCUUCAAAAGAAAGUCAAAAUAAUAUUCAUUUGAACAGUAUUAUUUUCACCUUUUGACCUUCAAUAUAUCUCUUCUGCUGUUGAAAUGUAAAGAUAUUGAUUGUCAACUCCAUUACUCUCAAUGCAUAAAAGCAUAAAUAGACAGUUUCUCUUAUCAUUUGUCUCACACUAGCCAUGGAAACUGGUCCGAGUGCAGUUAGUAAUUCAAAAGAUAAACCACCAAGGACUGUGCCAAUUUUGAGAAAUGCUUUUUAAUAGAUUCUGCUGAAAUUCCUUUACAUUUUCCCAAUUACAAAAACUGUUAUGAUAAAGCACAACUGGAUAGUGUCCUAAAAUGCAUGCUUUCAUUUAAGUAUCUUUCAAUAUAGUUGAGUGUGGUAACUGUGUGUUUUGACAAUGGACUUAUAAUAAAAAAAUAAUCAUUUCUAUUGCCGGGCCACCACCUGUGAGUAAUCUGAUUAUACAUAUUAAAUUAAUGGAAAACUACACAGAAUUAUUAUAUGGUGUGCACUAAUGAUAAAUUAAAACUAAACACCUGCUUUUAGUUUGUAUUUAUAAAUGCCAUAGUAUU
Hypanus sabinus (Atlantic stingray) is the source of this 4905-nucleotide messenger RNA. RefSeq names its product heparan sulfate glucosamine 3-O-sulfotransferase 3A1-like. Lineage: Eukaryota; Metazoa; Chordata; Chondrichthyes; Myliobatiformes; Dasyatidae. The transcript is spliced from 2 exons. The record is from RefSeq and is a predicted model, not a curated record. Gene Ontology annotation, molecular function: [heparan sulfate]-glucosamine 3-sulfotransferase activity. The coding region runs from base 1615 to 2766 and encodes 383 amino acids.